Messenger RNA from Ascochyta rabiei, 870 nucleotides. RefSeq lists its product as uncharacterized. Lineage: Eukaryota; Fungi; Ascomycota; Dothideomycetes; Pleosporales; Didymellaceae. The record is from RefSeq and is a predicted model, not a curated record. The transcript has a single exon. Bases 1 to 870 code for a protein of 289 amino acids.
AUGCACCGCAAAAACCCCAUCUCCGUGCUGGUCUACAACACACUCUUUCCCUCGCCCCUGCCAACAGACCCGCCCUCCUUUUCCGCGCACCUCUCCAAGAACCUCGUCGGCGAAGUCCGCAUCGAGACGGCCAACUUCUACGGCUCGCUCGACACCAUCGAGGCGCGGUACCCCGGGCUGAACUACGCCCACGGACCCCACCGAAAGCGCCUCGGCCGCUUCCCGCACCACAGACGCCUCUUUGACGCCUUCGACCGCCUUGGACUGACGGAGAGCGAAAUCCAAGGGUUCUGCAGGUGGGAGGGCACGCUGUGGGCGCGCGAGCGGUACGAGCGCGACGAGGGCGUACGGGUAGUGGACACGACAGGCAUGGAGAUUGGCGCGUGGGUGGAUAACCGACACAACCGACUCGCCAACCGGAAAGGGAUCAACGUCAAGACGGAUAUUGAAGUGGAAAUCGAACGCGUGCCUACUACUGCUGAAGGCGCAGGCGAGCCGCGACAUGCGACCGCAGACACGGAGAUGGCGGACACGGAGAGCGAGGACAGCGAAGACGACGCACAGGACCACCUCGACGCAAGCGUAGGAUUCGAGCUGAACGCGCGGCUGCUCCACGCUGCGGCGCUGCGGGAUCAGGGCGCGAACGUACCCAUGGAUCCCGAGUGGGAAGCCUACCUCAAAGAAGCGCAGGAGCGGGGCGAACUGAACAUCGACGCCACAAGAGAGGCGCUGCGCACUAUGGCCGGCCAGCUCGUACAGAUGGGACAGCAAGCUGCUGCCGCCGCCGCCGCGAACGAGGGACAGGCGGCUGCAACACCACAGGAUUUGGAGCAGCCACAGACGUUCCAGCACCCCGCUGCGCCGGCUUAG